ACGGCGCGCUCUCCGCUCCGCGCUCCAGGGACCCGACGCGCCCCGGCCCCGCCGUCUCAGCCAGACCCACAGGCGGCAGGCCGGCCCGCGGCCCGGGUCCGAGCCUCAGACCUCCGCACCGACGGGGCGGGCGGCGCGGCUAGGAGCCCCGGGAGCCAUGGGGACCUGGGCGGGGCCAGCGGUCGCGGGCCAGCGGGAGCCCGGGUUCUGAGGAGCGGCCGGCGGGGCCAUGACCUCGGUGUGGAAGCGCCUGCAGCGCGUGGGCAAACGGGCCGCCAAGUUCCAUUUCGUGGCCUGUUACCACGAGCUGGUGGUGGAGUGCACCAAGAAAUGGCAGCCGGAUAAGUUGGUGGUGGUGUGGACCCGGCGGAACCGACGCAUCUGCUCCAAGGCCCACAGCUGGCAGCCGGGCAUCCAGAACCCAUACCGGGGCACCGUGGUGUGGAUGGUGCCGGAGAACGUGGACAUCUCCGUGACCCUGUACCGGGACCCCCACGUGGACCAGUAUGAGGCCAAAGAGUGGACAUUUGUUAUUGAAAAUGAGUCCAAGGGGCAGCGGAAGGUGCUGGCCUCGGCCGAGGUGGACCUGGCCCGCCACGCGGGGCCCGUGCCUGCCCAGGUCCCGCUGCGGCUGCGGCUGAAGGCCAAGUCGGUGAAGGUGGUACAUGCGGAGUUGAGCCUCACCCUCUCGGGGGUGCUGCUGCGGGAGGGCCGCGCCACGGACGAUGACAUGCAGAGUCUGGCGAGCCUUAUGAGCGUGAAGCCUAGUGACGUGGGCAACUUGGACGACUUUGCUGAGAGUGACGAGGAGGAGGCUAAUGGUCCAGGGGCCCCCGAGGCUCGGGCUCAUGCCCCCCAGCCAGGCAGGGGCGGCGCCCUGAGGCCGGGGCGGCUCCCAGAUCCCCCUCGAGAGCUGAAGACGCUUUGUGAGGAGGAGGAGGGCCGCGCACAGCCCCGGCAGGCAGCUUCCAGCCCUCCUAGUACUGCGGAUGCCGGCCCAGCCCCUGUGAGUGUCCCUGCGCCCCCAGCCAGGGCCUCCCGGGGCCAGGGGUCAGAACCAGCUACUGUAGUCGGGGGCCAGGUGGGGCCUGAAGCCCCAAGGCCCCCCGGAACCCCACUGGAGACAAGGUCCUCAAGACAUUCAGGCCAGGAUUUGGCCCCCAUCCCGGCCCCUCGGCUCCGGAAAGGCUCUGAUGCCCCCUGGCCCUCAGUCCCCCAAGGGAAAGAUGAGGCCCCCAAAGCCUCAGAGGCUCCCCCAGCAGGAGUGGGUUCUGCUGGGGAGACCCAGGCCCAGGCAAGCCCUCAGGAAGGGACAGAGGCCCAGGGAGCCAGGCCAAGCUCAGGCAUUGAGGAUGGAGGCUGCAGAAACUCUUUGGGAGAGCAGAAAGUCAAGGUUGAGGAAGGCACCAUUGGGGACAGGCCAGAGGCCAGUGGGGUGGACACUGAGCAGGGGUCAGGACCCAGAGGAGUGAACACUAAGAGGUCAGAGGUCAGAACUGGGGAGGCUGAAGAGAGUUCAGAAGUUAGUCAAGUGGGUGCUGAGCAGAGGUCAAACAUGAGACAUGUGGACACUAAGGGACCAGAGGCUACAGGGGCGAUGUCUGAGGCAAGGGUGCAGGGAACUCCUGAGGCUCCUCUGAGGGCCUCUCUGGGGAGGACAGGGGUCAGCACCCAGGAUGAGGCUCCUACUGUCCAGAGCUCACCCCCAGCAGAACCUGCAGGGCAUUCCAGGCAUCUCAGUGACUCCAAGGGGUCCAGGGCUGCUGCAGGCCAGGAGAGAGAGGGUGCAGAGGUGAGGGGCGGGGCCUCUGGUGUUGGGGGGACAGGUCUGGAGCAUGGCCCCUCUGUUGGAGCAGCAAGCACUAGGCCCCAGGUGAGCAGGUCCCAGGAAGCCCCACCCACAGCUGAUCAGGGGGCAGUGUCUAGGGAUCUGGGGGUCUGGGAGGCAGAAACUGGGGUCUUGAGCGCCCUGGGAACAGAGCUGGGGAUGACAGAAUCAGAGGUUCUGGGGACCCAGGAGACAGAAGCAGAGGGAUCAGGGUUCCCAAAGAUAGAGAGCGGGACAGCAGAAGCUGAGAUGUUAGAGGCCCAGGAGACAGAGGCAGCAAGCUCAGGGGUCCUUGAGUCAGAAGCCGCUGGGAUGGCAGAGUCUGAGGAACUGGAGACCCAGAAAACAGAGGCUGGGGCUUCAGGAGUUCUGAGAACAGAGACUGGGAUGGCAGAGACUGAGAUAUUGGGGGCCCAGGUGAUAACAGGGGGCUCAGGGGUACUGAGAAUAGAAGCGGAGAUAGCAGAGCCUGCAAUACUGGGGGCUAAGGAGACAGAGGUGGGAGGAUCAGGGGUCUCAGCAAUAAAAUCUGAGGUAUCAGGGACCCAGGAAACAGAAGUAGGAGGUUCUGAGGUUCCAGGGUUUGAGACUGAGACAACAAAGGCAAAGAUACUGGGGACCCAGGAGAAAACAGCUGAGGGCUCAAGGAUCCCCGAGAUAGAAACAGAGGUAGAGGGUUCAGGGGUCCCAGGGAUGCAGACUGAGACAGAAGCUGAGAUAUUGGGGGCCCAGGAGGUAGCAGCUGGGGGUUCAGGGGUCCCAGGGGUGGUGGCUGAGACAGAAGCUGAGAUAUUGGGGGCCCAAGAGGUAGCAGCUGGGGGUUCAGGGGUCCCAGGGAUGGGGACUGAGACAGCAGAAGCUGAGAUAUUGGGGACCCAGGAGGUAGCAGCUGGGGAUUCAGGGGUCCCAGGGGUGAUGGCUGAGACAGAAGCUGCGAUAUUGGGGACACAGGAGGUAGCAGCCGGAGGUUCAGGGGUCGCAGGGGUGGAGACUGAGACAGAAGCUGAGAUAUUGGGGACACAGGAGGUAGCAGCCGGAGGUUCAGGGGUCGCAGGGGUGGGGACUGAGACAGCAGGGACUCAGGAGACAGAGGUGGGGGAUUCAGGGGUCUCAGGGCCAGAGGUUGGGAUGUCAGAGGCUGAGGGACUGGGGACUCAACAGACAGAAAGAACCAUUUUGGAAGCUGAGAACUCAAAGGUCCCUGGGGUCCUGGAGGCAGAGACUGGGCUCUGCGGGAGCUUCAUGUAUGAGGCGUUAAAGGCCCCAGUUCCUAAGCAUGGAGUUUUAAGGUCCCAGGGAUCAGAGGCAGAGCCUGCAGUUUUGAGGGUCCAGGAGUUGGAGGCUGGGGUUUCGGGGAUUUCAGAGGCCAAGCCUGGGGUUUGGGGAGCCUGUGAAGCAGAGAUGGAAGUUUUAGGUUCUCCAGAGAACCAAUCUGGUAUUUUUGAGGCCCAGGAAGCAGAGGCUGGGGUCUUGGGAACCGAGAAGGGGAGAGAAGCUGAGGCCAGCCUGAUUGAGACGCAGGUGGCCAGUGGGGCAGGGGCUGGGGUGCCCAGGCCCUCAGGGGCCUCUUCCCCAGAGGAGCCUGAAGAGGACAGGAGGCUGCCCGGCAGCCAGGCACUACCUGCCCUGGUCAGCUCCAGCCAGUCCCUGCUGGAGUGGUGCCAGGAAGUCACCGCCGGCUACCGUGGCGUCCGAGUCACCAACUUUACUACAUCCUGGCGCAAUGGUUUGGCUUUCUGCGCCAUCCUGCACCGAUUCUACCCAGACAAGAUUGACUAUGCCUCCCUUGACCCACUCAACAUCAAGCAGAACAACAAGCAGGCCUUCGAUGGCUUCGCAGCCCUGGGCGUGUCGCGGCUGCUGGAGCCCGCGGACAUGGUGCUGCUGUCGGUGCCCGACAAGCUCAUCGUCAUGACUUACCUGUGCCAGAUCCGCGCCUUCUGCACGGGGCAGGAGCUGCAGCUGGUGCAGCUGGAGGGCGGUGGCCGGGCUGGCACGUACCGCGUAGCCAGCACCCAGUCCAGCCCGCCCGACGACCUGGACGCCAGUGGCCUGGCACAGAGGCUGCGGGAGCACCGGGCAGAGUCGCCCGAGGAGCCCAAGGAGGCUGCGAGCCGCGGGGAAGGGGCAGCCCCCGAGGGGGCUUCCAAGGACCGAGGGGCCGAGGCCGCCCAGGAGGCGCGCUCUGCGGAGGCCCCGGCUGAGGGCCCCGGAGCCCGAGCGUCGGUGCCCGCGGCCGAGGGGCUGGUGAACGGGGCCGGAGCCCCGGGCGCGGGAGGCGGCGUGCGGCUGCGGCGGUCAUCGGUGAACGGGGAGGCCGGGCCGGUGCCCCCGCCCCGCGCGCACGGCUCCUUCUCCCACGUGCGGGACGCCGACCUGCUGAAGAAGAGGCGCUCGCGGCUGCGGAACAGCAACUCCUUCUCCGUGGAGGACCCCGACUCCGGAGCCCCGGCUGCGGAAGGCCUGAGCCCUGCCCCCAGCCAACCCACAGCCCCAGCCCCAGCCCCACAGCAGCCCUCUGGCGGCAGUCCCCCCUUGGAGGAGCCAUCCCCAAACCCAGGGGAAGAGGCUGGGCUGCAACGGUUCCAGGACACAAGUCAGUACGUGUGCGCAGAGCUGCAGGCCCUGGAACAGGAGCAGAGGCAGAUAGAUGGGCGGGCAGCUGAGGUGGAGACGCAGCUGAGGAGCCUUAUGGCAUCAGGUGCCAACAAGCUGCAGGAGGAGGUGCUGAUCCAGGAGUGGUUCACACUGGUCAACAAGAAGAACGCUCUCAUCCGGCGGCAGGACCAGCUGCAGCUGCUCAUCGAGGAGCAGGACUUGGAGCGGAGGUUCGAGCUGCUGAGCCGGGAGCUACGGGCCAUGCUGGCCAUCGAAGACUGGCUGAAGACGGCGGCGCAGCAGCACCGAGAGCAGCUCUUGCUGGAGGAGUUGGUGUCGCUGGUGAACCAGCGCGACGAGCUGGUCCGGGACUUGGACCACAAGGAGCGGAUCGCCCUGGAGGAGGACGAGCGCCUGGAGCGCGGCCUGGAGCAGCGGCGCCGCAAGCUGAGCCGGCAGCUGAGCCGGCGCGAACGCUGCGUGCUGAGCUGAGCCGCCGCCGGAGCCCUCGCUGGCCGGUCGCCGUGCGCUCCCGACGACCCGGCCCUCUCGGCUGCCGCGCGCGGCCUGUAGGGGCCGCUGUCGCUCCUUUACCGGGAGGCUCGGGCGGCCCUUGGGUGCCGCGGGGCUGGAGCGGCGCGCCCUCGGGCCGUAUUUAUUUGUCUGUGUGUGUGUGAGUGUGUGUGUGUGUGUGUUCGCGGGGGCUGGGGGUCCCCGGGGCGCCGCGCAGAGCCCCUCCUCGACGGCAGGGCCCGGGUGGCCAGCCCCAGGGGAGCGGGGUGGUUGUGAACUGCCGCGCCCGCCCUCCUCUGCUUCCUGUUCCCGGUGAGCAAUAAAGUUGGACAAGGC
Eptesicus fuscus (big brown bat) is the source of this 5275-nucleotide messenger RNA. It is a transcript of the gene EHBP1L1, whose product is annotated as EH domain binding protein 1 like 1. The transcript is spliced from 20 exons. Bases 230 to 4918 code for a protein of 1562 amino acids. Gene Ontology annotation, molecular function: protein binding. Lineage: Eukaryota; Metazoa; Chordata; Mammalia; Chiroptera; Vespertilionidae. The record is from RefSeq and is a predicted model, not a curated record.